AUGCUCUCUGCUCUUCUUUUAUUCCUUCUGCCCGUGUACGCCGACUGGCAGUACCGCAGUCGGUCCGACCUGGCUCCGCCCCAGCUGAACAUCACCAUCUUCGACCACGACAAGGCCUCUACAGACUAUCUUUUCGUGGCUCCGUUCUCUGGCUUCCCGGACAACACCCUGCACGGACCAAGACAGGCUGCUCCGUACAUCUUUUCCGCCGAGGGAGACCUUGUGUGGUCUGGGUACAGCAUCUUUUCGAUCUGGAACGCCAAUUUCCAGGCCGCCAAGUUCAACGGCCAGGACAUUUUGUUUUCUUUUGAAGGAGACCACAACCCGGCCUAUGGCCAUGGCCACGGCCACCACACGUUCCUGAACAACCGCUACGAGCUCGUCAAGGAGCUGCGUGCCGGCAAGCACAAGCUUUCUGACAAGCACGAGUUCCACAUCAAGGACGAGAAAACCGGCUUGCUUCAAGUUUACCAGCCGGUUCCCCGGGACCUUAGCGAAUUUGGUGCUUCUGAGGAGCAACAAUGGAUUGUGAACGCCAUUUUCCAGGAACUUGACCUUGAGACCGGCGAGGUGCUGUUUGAAUGGGCCUCUUUGGACCACGUUUCUCCGCACGAGUCUGUGCUCCCAAUUAACCCUGGUUAUGCCGGUUCUGGUUAUAACUCGAGCGAUGCGUGGGAUUACUUCCAUAUCAACUCGGUCGACAAGGACGAGAACGGAGACUACCUGCUCUCUGCCAGAGACGCCGCCUCGGUGUACAAGAUCGACGGAAAGACAGGCGAGGUUAUCUGGAAGCUGGGAGGCAUUCCUGGCGAGACCAGCUCGAGCUUUGAAAACGUUGGUGGCUUUAGAUUCGGCUUCCAGCACCACGCAAGGUACCUGUGGACUUCCGAGGACGGCAAGAAACAGAUCAUCUCGUUCUUUGACAACUCUGCCCACGGAACAGAGGACAAACACGGCCAUUUGGUGAAGAUCAACGAGGUUUCCAGCGGAAAAGUUGUUGAGGUGAACACCGAGACGUGGGAGGCCAAGCUGCUCAAGAACUACCAGGCCCCAUACGGCCUGCUUGCCAAAUCGCAGGGUUCUGCGCAGGUCUUGGAGUCGGGCAAUGUGCUGGUGAACUGGGGUUCUGAGGGCGCCGUUACCGAGUACACUGCAGACGGCGAGAUUGUGUUCCAUGCGUUCUUGGAAUCGGGAGAAUUGGCCGACAAGGUCGAGAACUACCGUGCUUUCAAAUACGACUGGCACGGAUAUCCAACCGAGGACGUUGCGGUGCUUUCUGAGAUCACCGACGACGGAGAGACGCAGAUCUACGUCUCGUGGAACGGAGACACCGAGACCAAGCUAUGGAAAUUCUAUGCGGUGAAAAACGGCAGCAAGACGUAUAUUGGCGAGGCCAAGAGAACCGGGUUCGAGACCAAGUACAAGGUCGCCGAAACCCACGAAGCUGUUUAUGCGGAAGCCCUGGACAAAUCGGGCCGUAUCCUGGCCUCUUCCGAACCGGCUAUCGCCAUCCAGCAGGUCCUACCGUUCAAAGCCGUUGCAGCACAGCCCGAAACUUUGCAACCAAAUUUUUUGAACUAUUUCAGCUGGAGACAACAAAUCUAA
This is a messenger RNA of Ogataea philodendri, 1605 nucleotides long. RefSeq lists its product as uncharacterized. NCBI's taxonomy places the organism in Eukaryota, Fungi, Ascomycota, Pichiomycetes, Pichiales, Pichiaceae. The transcript has a single exon. The record is from RefSeq and is a predicted model, not a curated record. Bases 1 to 1605 code for a protein of 534 amino acids.